AUGGACCUACCUUUCCAGGAAUUUUACGCGCGUGUUAUGCCAAUGUCGCAAUCGCUUGUUCUUUUGCUGCAUCAUCGCGAGGAAAUCGCGGAUGCAUUGGAUACCUUUUUAACGCUAGAAGAACGGAAAAAUUGGAAUGCAUGGGACGCGGUGCUUGAUCUGAUACCACGGUUUGCAUUUGAUCUUGGUUCCGAGAUCUUGCCGGUAUAUGGCAAGCUGCUCCUUGCCAUGCUCCGUGCAGCAUCGUUGAUUGAUAAAGCAUUGACGAAGGACGAGGGCGUAGCGGCGCGGCUUACCGAACGUGCAUACAACAGCAUUGCAUGGGUAUUUCGUACAAUUGCAUCCUUGAUCAAGAAAGACACAGCGCUGCUCGUGGAGAGUUGGCGUGUGAUGCGUACAUUCUUAGGGUUUGUCGAGACGGAUGGCGAGGAUGAAGACGAGGAUGAUGAAGACGAGGAUGAAAAGUUGGAAGAUGCUCGCCCAAAGUGUACCAGCCGCUCCAAGACACAGACACGGCGCUUUGCAUCCGAGGCGCUAGCACACCUCAUCCGCAAAGCACCGCGUGCACAGAUUGAGGUGCUUGCCACGCAAAUGUACAGCGAUACGAGCUCCAUUGAUGUGUCGUAUGCCGUGGCAUCUACCAUUGCCAACAGUUGUGAGUCUGGUGGCGGCACAUUGCAUUCGCGCAUGCCCGAGCUACUGGACUCGUUCCUCCUGUGCCAUGCCGAUGCUGCAGUAUGCCGCAAUGUCGGAACCCUUGUCUUUACCGCGAUUGUGCACCAUACCAAGGCAGAGAACAUGCACACGCCAACCCAACUGCUGAUCCGCUGGGCGAGUGAAGCUGCAGGCGCGCGUUUAGAAACUAUCCUCUUGUGGCUCACUGCCUGCGUCGGCACACGCAAAGGUGCGCGUGUUCCCGCCGAAGUAAAAGGUCCACUCUUUGGCUACCUCCGCACACUUGAUACCCAAUUGGAAUGGGACAUUGCGCACGCGGCACUACUGCAAACUUACUGCACCCUGUUGGCCAUUGCCCUCCCGAUUGGGCGUGUGCAGGACAUGACCGGCGCUGGCGUCGACCUGCUUGGCGCCUUGGCGGCACGCACUCAAUCGGCGGAUUUCACGCUUGCCUGGACAGCGUUUGAAGGCGUCACACGUGCGCUUUUGUCGUGGCCGAGUUUCCGGGCAUUCCAUCUUCCCGUCGUGCUGGAUAUAUGUGCCACAAUCCUGGAGAAAGGAUCGCUUUCCCAACAAGACGUUGCAUUGGCUCUGCUAGCCGAUUUGGAAGAUGCCGGCCAAUUAGCACACCUUAUGGAUGCACCGCCGACCAGCACCGUGUUGCGAUGGACGAAGCGCACGCGCAAAAUUGUCGAGAAGCGACUUGGUGCGUAUGCCGCAUCGUUGCAGGCGCAUUCCGCAAUGUCGGAUCUUGCUGCAGUUCGGCUCGCGCCUCGGUUUCCUGCUGCGGCAUCCGCUACGAUUGCGUCGAUGGCGGACGGAAUUGUAGCUCUCCUUGGUGCGAGUGAGCCAGAGGACAUUGCGAUCCUCGGCUUGCUCCUCCGCACCAUUGUGCGCACAGCAAGAAGUGCGUCUAAAGUUGUGCCUGCAAUGGCUGCUCUCCUGGAUGGCCCUGCUACCCAACUUUUGUCGUUUUCCAAGCGACACGCCGUGAUUGUGCCGCUUGCGCAGCUAAUUACUUGGGCUGCUGAGCAUAACGUACCGCUUCCAAAACACGCAGACGCACUGGCCGAGUGCGCUCCUUUGCUAUACAGUGCUGACCGUGAUGCUGUUAGAGCCGCAUUGACCAUCCUUGCCGCGACCGUGAAAACAGAGUGCAAUGUGUACAAACUUUUGCUCGACACGGAAGAGACUCCUCUGGAUAUCCCGAAUCUCACCGCGCGGAACGUGAAGCUGCAGUAUGCACGGCGUGAGGCCUCCAAGACACUGCCUCAUGACGAUCCACAGAUUGCAUCUUUGAUUGCGUACGCAAUCGGGACCUUGAAACUGAAUUUUCGACCCGUAUGGGCUGAAUCGCGCAGCGCGUUGGUUUUGUUAGCAAGUCAGGCCGCCGAUACCGUCUGGGACUGCACUUUCCAGCAGCUGUGUAAUCCAGAAGAGCAGUGGGAUAUUUGGCCGUUUGACCACGACGAGCCCGACACGCCAUUUCAGCCCGCCGACGACGCGAAUUUGCAGGAUCCGCAGCGCGAGAAGAAGGUUGCCAAGCUCCACGCGCUCUUGUCGUUUGCCAAUCCACGUACGCCGACGACGCUCGCGAUGCAGCAGCUCGGCACGCUGUAUUCUCCACAUAUCCGCUUCGACACUGCUCAUUAUGUCGAGCAGCUUUUACUUUUGUACAAGCAGCAUGCUGUCCUGGCCGAGCGGCACAAUACCCCUUUUGUCGAGUACAUCCUCGCACAAUGGCCGCUGCUCACCGGAUCGUCGCCUGCACGACUCCCUGCGCAAGUGCGCCUGAGCCGCUUGCAGCACACACUUGAAAUUUUUGGCGCUUUUAAAAAUCCGCGCGCGAUGCAUGCGGCCGGUGCAAUGCGCGAAAACUUUAUCGCGCUUUGUGCACACCCUGAGCUUGUGAUACAGCGCAGCGCAUUGGAUGCACUGCUCGCGUGGAAGGAUGCUUUUCUUGUCCACCACGAAGCGACACUGCAUGCACUAUUGGAGCCCGCCAAGUUCCGCGAUGCGCUUGCACACAUGGACCUUGGCGCGCAUUCCGAGCAGAUUUCCAGCGAGACUCGCCCCGCACUGAUGGCUGUGUUGCUUCGUCUGUUGUAUGGGCUCUUGGUGUCGCGUCGUGGUGUGCGUACGUCUGGCGCAGGACAACAUGCGCGCCGUACGGCAAUUUUAGCGGCGUUGUACGAAGCUGCGCCUUCCGAGUUGCGUGUCUUGACAGACUUGAUGCUUGCGCCAUUCCACGACCCCGGCGCAGAGGUAAACGGCGAGUUUGUGCCAAAUUUGGAUCUCAGCGCCGCGCUGCGGCAGCAAAUUGGUCUGCUUACCAUGCUCGGCGAUGUACUCAAGCAGCUCGGACGUGCUCUUGAGGAUGAAAUGCCAAGAAUCCUUGCCGUAACCGUCCAAGUAGCCAGCCACGUGUGGCACCCAGAAACGGUGGUGCCAGACGAGGAGCAUCAAGUGAAAUCCGCUCGGCGCCUAAGUCUCCGGCGUCUCACCGACACUGUGCGCUACGCAACAGUGCCAGACUGGCCAAAGUAUACCACUGCGAUUCUCGAUUUUGUUCUUCCACGUGCCGAGACAUUGUCUGUCGACGGUGUCCAGUCCAGCUCUGCACUUCUCGAACUGAUUCGAGCGUGGAGCAGCCACACGGAAACGUUGUGCUUCUUCCGUAACCGCGCACUGCUUCCCGCUGUAUAUGCAUGCCUCGCAAGUCCGCAUAUCAAGCCGGCAGUUGUAUAUGUGAUAUUGGACAUUGCCGAGCACAUACUCGCUGCCGUCACCGAUGCAAUCAGUGAUACUGUCCAGAGUGAGAUUGUCGCGCCCAGUGUCCCUUCGCUUCUGUCCAAUCUUUUUCCGUUGGUUGAGCACACGGUGCGCCAUUCCUUUUCGCAUUCGCUCACGCCGCAUGUGCGCGACGAACUGCUCCGUCGCCAAGUCGCGCUCCUCGCGGAGUUGGCUGCGUAUAUGGACAAGGCAUCGGACGCGCGCGCUGUCUUGGAAUUGCUCGUGCCCCUCAUCCGGUCAGGCGGCCGCAGUGUUCCGGAACGGACGAAAACGGCUCUGCUGCACACGUUUGAAAUGCUCAUGCCUUUGGCUGACUUGGACGCGAACGCAUUUGCUGAUAUGUAUGCCUUGUUUUGCCGCCUCGGUGCCGAGCUUGGUGCACGAACGGCAAGGCUGCUGUACACAAAAGCGUUCGCCCAGCUCGCCGCACUGCAGCCGCGUUUGGCACGCGUCGUGCAGUGGAUCCAGGCGCUGAAUGCGUAUUCAACCAAGUACAUUGACGAGCCAGACUUGGAUGUGCGGCUCGGGGCCAGCGAUGAGAUUCUCAAGGUGGAAGUGCGUGCGGAGGAAUGGCAUGCACUCCUGUACAACAUGCUCUUUUACAUCACUGAUGAGGAGCUCGCAAUGCGCUCCAGUGCAUCUGCGAUAUUGCAAAAGUUUAUUUGCGAGGCGCAGGACGAGGCGUGCAUUGAGAUGGCGCUUCGUGUGCUGCUCCCGGGCUUGCGGCGCAGGCUGCGCAGCAAGUCAGAGCCUGUGCGCAAAGAAGUGUUUGCGCUGUUGGGUGCUGCCGUAUCGCACCUAUCUAAAGCGAUUCCGAGUUUGGCAGAGAUGCAAGGACUUUUGAUGGGUGGCGAUGAGGAAGCGAGUGUGUUUGCCAACAUGUUCCAUAUUCAGUCUCACCGCCGGAUCCGUGCAUUGCAUCGGUUGGCCGAGUACGCAGAGUCUAAAGCACUGCGCAGCAAAACGAUCAGUGACCUCUUCAUUCCGUUGGUUGCGUUCUGUUUGCAGCCAAAGGCGAGUGGUGGGUACGAUAUGAACAUGGCCAACGAGGCGCUGGCUACAAUACGGAGGAUGGCGGCGCAAAUGCAGUGGAGCCAUUACCAUCACUGGCUACGGCAUUUUCUCAAGGAGCUGGGAACUCUGGCUGCAAAAGAAGAGACAUCGCAGGCAGAGCGUCUGUAUGUGCGUGCGGUCGUGAGUUUGUUGGAAGUAUUCCACUUUGAUAUGGAGGAAGUUGCCGACGUGGAGGAAGAUGCAGCUGGAGAGGAUGGGGAAGAAGAUGCAGCUGGAGAUGCAGCGAUCCAAGACACUGUUGUCCAAGACGCCAAUGCCCCUAACAAAGAAUCUCUGCGCGGCGCAAUCGCAAGCAUUGUCGUCGACCGCAUUCUCCCGCAGCUCCAUAAACAUGUGGAAACGCGCGAAGAAAGCCGCAUCCCUGCAAGGCUUCCACUUAUGGUCGGCUCGGCGCGUCUCGCACGUCAUCUGCCUCUAGAGAAGCGCAAUGCACAAUUGUUCAAGGUAUUCAACCAACUCGGCGUUGCUCUUCGAAGCAAGCUGCAGUCGACUCGCGAUGCCUCGCGCGAAAUUGCACUGCAAAUGCUGCGCGCAAUUGGCGUACAAUAUUAUGCUCCCAUGGUCCACGAGCUGCGCCGACUCUUGACCCGCGGACCGCAGUAUGCGGUCUGUGCCUAUACUGUGCACAGUCUUCUUGUCGCUCUCGGCACGAACGAAAAAGGUCCGCCCGCCCUGACCACUUUGGACGACGGCGUGCGCGAUAGUGUCGAUGCUGCAGUCGAGGAUGUGUUUGGCCAAACCAGCGAGACGCGCGAAGGCGCAGAGCUGAAAACCAAAGUGCGCGAGCUGCGCCAGAGCAAGAGUCUCGAUACGUUUGAGCUCCUUGCGCGCCUCACGCACCCAACUCGUUUGAUGGAGCUUUUAAUUCCACUGCGUGAUAUCCUCGCCGAUACAUCCGUGCCAAAGGUGUUGCGCACGAUCGAAGAAUGCCUGCGCCGAAUUGCGUCUGGCGUGCAUGCAAAUACGCAGCUGGAUGCGGCUACACUGCUAACCUUGUGCCAUUCGCUGAUUGUCAAGGGCGUGAGUGUCCUUGGAAAUGUUGCGCCGAAAGCCAAAGGACGCAAAUCCGGCACACACAUUGUCCAACCCACGCGCAAGCAAGCAGAAUCGGCCGUGCAGGACCAUUUGGCCCAAAAUGCGUACAUGUUUGUCGCAUUUGGACUUGAGCUUCUCACGACCUCGCUGCGUCGCUCGCGCUUUGAUGUGCACGACCAAGAGACUAUGCGCAAACUCGUCCCACUCGUCCAUGCCGCAGGAGAGACGCUCUAUGCGCGAAAUGCUGUUGUUGUCGAGCGCGGUCUGCGCGCCGCCGCUGCUCUUUCGCGUCUGCCACUCCCGAAUUUGCGUGAGGCAAUGCCCGUGAUGGAGAAGCAGAUGCUAGCGAUUUUGCGGCAGGCUGGCGGACUGCAUUCCAGCGUCGCACAAGCUGCCGUGCGCUCCUUGGCAACGAUCCUGCGCGAUUGCAAAGUGAGUACGCCAGAAGAGCGGCAGCUCGCUGCACUCUUGCAGCUCGUCACGCCAGAGCUCGAGGAGCCCAGCGCACAAGCAAGCGUGUUUGCUUUGUUGCGCGCUGUCGUCUCUAGAGCCUUUGUGGUCCCAGAAGUGUACGACGUGAUGGACCGCGUUGCGGAGCUUUUGGUCACGAGUUACGAUGCGCAAGUGCGCGAGGUAUGCCGUGCGUUGUUCCUGCAGUUUCUGCUCGACUACCCCCAAGGCAAAGGCAGGCUGCGCAACCAAAUGCAAUUCCUCGCAAAGAAUGUAUCCUACGCGGUCGAGUCUGGCCGGCGCAGCGUGCUGGAGCUGCUGCAGGCGGUAGUAUCCAAGUUCAGUGCACAAGUGCUGCAAGAGUAUGCUGAGUUGUUGUUUGUCGCGCUGGUGAUGGCGCUGGCGAAUGAAACGUCGACGGGGAAUAAGCAGCACAUUGCCAAUGUACUGCGCGCCCUGCUCCUUGCACUUGACGAAACCGCCGCGACGAAAUUGCGGCGCUUGACCCGUGGAUGGGCGCAAGCGCCGCCGACCACACCGACGGCGAUGCAGCUGGGCACAGUCGCUCUGCGUGUCUAUACCCUGUUUCUUGCGCGCGCCGAUGGGUACGCGAAAACGAGUCAGGAAAUUGUGCCCAUCUUGGGCAAGAUUAUAGCGCUGGACGACGAGGAGGCGUGGCAGUACCAGUACCAAGCGCUGUUGACCUUGCAGGCAUACAUGCAAGAGGAUGCAGCGCAGACGGCAGCAUUGAUGAGUGUGGAUGCGUUUGCGCGUGUCGUUGCAUUGCUUACACAUCCCCACGCUUGGUGCAAGAUUGCGGCGUGUCGUAUGCUUGGCGCUGUAUUUGCAGGCAGUGUGCCGAUGACGCAUGUUCUGCAUGUUGACGCGGCGAAGCAAUUGGUCCGCCAGCUACAAGGUGCAACACUCGACGAUGCAUUGACACUGCAAAAUGUCCGGAACCUCGUGUUUAUUGGCAAGGCGUUUGCGCUUAAAUCGCCCAUCGAGGACGUGGAAGAGCACGAGGCGGAAGAGCCCAUGGCAAUGGACGGUGCAGAAGACGACGCCGGGAGCGACGCCGGGAGCGACGCCGAGAGCGACGCCGAGAGCGACGCCGAGAGCGAUACCGAGAGCGAUACCGAGAUGGACAAAGGCAAUGCCUUGGAUGAGAAUCCACUCGCUUGGCUCUUUACAAAAAUGUCGCACGCAGCACGACUUUCGCCGCGUGCAGGCAGCAGAAGCAGCGAGGCGCUGCGUGUCGGUGCUGUGCUCAAAUGGUUCGCCGCGAUGACGACGCAGCUUGAGCCUGCACAGCUCAGCGCACGACUUGUCCAUAUUCUGUCUCCGAUCGUGCGGAUCACUGACGAUGAGUAUGCACAAGAAUCGCUGCGCACAUUAGCGAUGGAGGUCCAGGAGAUGGUUCAGAGUCGCGUGAGCACACCCGCAUUCACACGCGCCUAUGCACAUGUGCGCCAAGCGAUCCAGGUGAAACGCCGCGAGCGCAGGCAUGCACGUCUUAUGGAAGGCAUUGCCGACCCUGAGAAAGCAGCGCGGCGCCGCGCAGCUCGCAAUGCAGCCAAGCACGAGAACCGCAAACGAAAGAAUGCUGCAUUCCGCGACGCACGUAACCAGAAUAAAAUGAAACGCACCCGCGCUGCAUAA
Messenger RNA from Malassezia vespertilionis, 7686 nucleotides. It is a transcript of the gene UTP20, whose product is annotated as U3 snoRNP protein. The coding region runs from base 1 to 7686 and encodes 2561 amino acids. Lineage: Eukaryota; Fungi; Basidiomycota; Malasseziomycetes; Malasseziales; Malasseziaceae. Gene Ontology annotation, cellular component: 90S preribosome; nucleolus; small-subunit processome. The transcript has 2 exons. The record is from RefSeq and is a predicted model, not a curated record.